AUGGCUCUUACACGCGCUUCUGUUGCCGCUGGGCGUAUGCAAGCUGCCUCCCGUUGCCCGUUCAUGCAUGCACUACCUACAGCUCGUGCUGCUUUGCUGCCGAAUAUCUCACAAUUGGUAAAAAUGUGUCCACACAUGUCGUCCGUCAUGAACGCCGUGUCCAGUGGUAGCAGCAACAAUUCACUGACACACUCGACUUCAACCACGUCGGAUGCGACGUUGAAGCGCAUAAUUGAGCUAAAAAAGAAGGCAAAGAAGCAAAAAGCUGCAAAACUGGGCGGCUUCAAGCCGUACUCAUCGGCUGUAUCUCGCUUUCCCACGACCCCGACCCGCCAGAAACGUGUUGGUGGUCUGUCAGCCUCACAAUAUGAGAAGGGAUUUGCUCAUACUAUUGAUACGAUCAAGAAGGAAGGUCGUUAUCGUGUCUUUGCUGAUCUAGAGCGCAAGCGUGGCAAGUUUCCGCGUGCCACACACCAUGAAGACUCGGGUAAUACGAAAGAGGUUGUGGCCUGGUGCAGCAACGAUUACUUGAGUAUGGGUCAGCAUCCUAAGGUUAUUGCAUCGAUGCAAGAGUAUCUAAUGAAAUCUGGUGCCGGCUCUGGCGGCACUCGUAACAUUUCAGGCACGAACCAUAAUCACGUACUGCUAGAGCGCGACUUGGCUGAUUUGCACCAGCAAGAAGCAGCGCUACUUUUUACAUCAUGCUACGUGGCAAACGACAGUGUGAUCAGCACACUUACCAAGAUUUACCCGGAUCUUAUCAUGUUUUUCUGA
Molecule: messenger RNA, 774 nt
Organism: Peronospora belbahrii
Lineage: Eukaryota; Oomycota; Peronosporomycetes; Peronosporales; Peronosporaceae
Source: the annotation of a GenBank genome assembly